Messenger RNA from Ilyonectria robusta, 3321 nucleotides. Its product is annotated as ankyrin repeat-containing domain protein. Gene Ontology annotation, molecular function: protein binding. The record is from RefSeq and is a predicted model, not a curated record. Bases 1 to 3321 code for a protein of 1106 amino acids. The transcript has 4 exons. NCBI's taxonomy places the organism in Eukaryota, Fungi, Ascomycota, Sordariomycetes, Hypocreales, Nectriaceae.
AUGUCACGGGCGCCAAGAAUCCCCGCUGCAGAGUGGGAUCGCCACAAAGACCACAUACAGGACAUGUAUGUUGUGCAAGGCAAAACGCUAGAAGAUUUUAUCAGUUGCAUGGCAAGAGAUCAUGGUUUUGAGCCCACCAAGGCGCAGUAUGUCCGCAAGUUGGAUGGUUGGAACAUGCGAAAGAAUUUCAAAAAAGAGGAAUGGGAGCAUGCCAACACUCUGGUCCGGAAGCGGAAAGCGUCUGGAAAAGACAGCGAGCUCGUUAUGAGUGGAAGGGUUAUCGACGGGGAAAAGCGGAGGAAGGCGCUCAACAGAUACGCCGUCCCUCUCGCAUCCUUCCCGGCACCUUCAACUGAUGUCGAGAUGAGCCCCGACCGGAUUAUAGCCCGAACUCCACCCUCGACUGGAGAAGGUCUAUUCAUCACGUACAACAACCUGCCUUGGUUUCAAUUUCAGGACCAUGUCAUAACACUAGCAACCUCUAGCAUGUCACCUGGCAUUCUUAGAUCAACCUCAUACGAUCAAGCAAUUUCUGUAGCCAAAAUCGUCUUCGGAAUUCCUGUGGAACAGCUUCUGUGGGACACAGAAGCUCUUGGAGACUUAUCCAACCUAUUAGAGGAUAAGGUGCCUAAAAAGCAGAACGACAACUUCAAGCACCACAUUGACAGGCUAUCGCAACCCCAACCACUGGUCCAGGUCCUCCAGUGGGCCGUCUUUCUCUCUUCCAAUGCACGUCUCUCUAACGAAAAAAUGGAUGGCUUGUUGAGAUGGACUAUCGAAGGUGGGCAUAGGCCGGUCAUGGAACACAUUCUUCGAAUGACGGGGCCUACAGUGAUGAUUUUCGCAUCCAACCUCCUCUUGAGCGCCAUCAGGGUUGACGAUCUAGCCUUUGUCACAAUGCUCCUCGAACAGGGCAUCGGCCCAAACAGCGCGGAUUCUACGUUCACCGGGAAAACCGCUCUUCAAACUGCGGUACUCUCUGCGGAUUCUGGAAUAGUUCAGCAACUUCUCGAUCAUGGUGCUGAUGUUAACGGCACUAUUUAUGGUCCAUUCGAACAUAUUCCCCCACUCAACCUCUUCCUUGCGCAAAAAGGUCGACCUAUCCGGAUUCUUGAGAUAUUGAUCGCAGCUGGCGCAGAUGUUAAUCACAUCGAGGCGGGUCACCUUUCCGCGCUUCAAGCAGCUGUUUCACACCUGGACCCAGGCAUGGUUAGUGUCUUACUCGAAGCUGGAGCCGACGUCAAUAUGCCCGUUGGAGAUAAGUACAAGGCGAUCUGUACUCAGACCUGGGAAAAGUGCAAAGCUUCCGGAAAUAGUAUGUCCUUGUCGACCCUCUGCACCCCACUUAGCCUCGCAGCUUCGUAUGGGCACAAGGAAAUAGCUCGGCUGUUACUAAAAGAAGGCGCGAAUAUCAACGGAUUGUGGUUUAGUCAAGCGGCGGCCAACAAAGGUUUGUACAUGUUUGACACUAUGGAUGCAACGGACACACGCUUGGGCACCGAAACACCGCUACAGUUAUCGGUGCGAUUUGGUCACCUAGCCAUGAUUAAAUUUCUCUUGGACGCUGGCGCCAAUACCAAUACUCUCAGCAUAUUUGGUUCAACCGCACUUCAAGACAUCUCUGCGGGGGAUUUGUCUCGGUCUAUGCGGCAGAAGGUGGCGCAUCUUCUCUUGGGACGAGGGGCUACCGUCAAUAUCCCCGCCAGCAGGAAUCUCGCCGGCAUGACGCCUGUCCAAGAAGCCGCUAGAUUAGGGGAUUUUGAGUUGGUCAGUCUCUUUGUGGACAAUGGUGCUGAUCUGAAUGCUGCUCCUUAUCACCGAGGAGGACGUACAGCCGUGCAAGCUGCAGCCGAGUCUGGAGAACCGGAGCUGGUUAUUUUCCUUAUCAACAGCGGCGCGGCCAUCAACGCCGAUGCUGCCGCGUAUGAUGGUCUCACGUGUCUUCAGGCUGCAGCUUCGACGGGUAACCUGGUACUGGUCAACAAACUGCUGCAAUGGGGUGCCAGUGUCAAUGCCCCGGCAUCCCUAGGAAAUGGACGAACAGCCCUCCAGGCCGCUGUCAUGGAAGGUGGUGUAGAGAUGGCCGAAAGGCUACUGCGUGCUGGCGCAGAUGUCAACCAGAUCACCAACGAUCAAGUGGCACUCUGCUCGGCCAUCGAGUAUUGCCACUGCAGCGACUACACCGACUACACCGACGACGACACCGACAGCAACGAAAACAGCGAGAGCAUCUUCAACCUACUAAUGAAAAACGGUGCCAACCCGGAUCCUAUAAAUGUUGAAACAACACCCUUGGCCAUUGCGGCCAGGACUGGUCAGGCCCAUAUUGUGGGUCGGCUUUUACACGCCGGGGCAAACCUCAACAGACCCUCACUCGACCCGGGCAGAAACCUCAACAGGAUCCCAGGUCUGACUCCCCCACAAACACCACUCGCCAUCGCAGUUGCAUACGGCCACGAAGACGUGGUUGAACUCCUGAUAAAUUCAGGGGCUGAUUUAAAUCAAGCCGGGCUUGAUGGAGGGAAUCUUCUUCUCCAUGCGUUUACCAACGACAGGUUUUCGCGUGGAAUCACAGAAUCACUAAUCCGUGGCUCCGCUGACCCCAACAAGCCGUCAUCAAACGGGGUGUUUCCAAUUCACGUAGCAGCUACAUGUUUAGACAGUAGUGAUGCGGAAGUGGCAAUAAGGAUACUCAUCGACGCUGGGGCUAACGUAAACACCUCGUGGGAAGCUACAACAGCACUUCAGAUAGUCGCUGAAAAGGGUCACGAGCGCGUUGUUGAGAUGUUGCUAGACGCUGGGGCUGACAUACACUCUGAAUCUGGAGCUACAACGGCUCUUCAGAUGGCUGUUGAAGAGGGUCGCAAGAGCCUUGUUGAGAUGUUGCUUGACGCUGGGGCAGAAAUCAACGCACCCGCAGCACCGAGUUUCGGUACUACCGCCUUACAAGCUGCAGUCAAGAGAGACGAUCUACCUCUCGUGCGAGACCUCAUAUCUCGUGGCGCCGAUGUUAAUGCUCCGCCAGCCAUUGAUCACGGUGCAACAGCAUUACAGCUCGCAGCUAUAAAUGGGAACAUCAACAUGGCUAUCUUGCUCCUUGAGGAAGGGGCAUACGUCAACGCGGAGCCAGCGGUUACUGGAGGACGGACGUCACUUCAGGGCGCCGCUGAACAUGGUCGUCUGGAUAUGGUCUACCUCUUGCUUGAGAAUGAUAAUGAAAUGGAAUCAAUUCAGGAGCGGUGCCAGGAUGCGGCCGAGUUCGCGGAUUCAAACCAUCAUCCAAUACUUGCGAAGGUCCUUCGAGAAUGGCAAAGGCCUUGA